This is a messenger RNA of Cyphellophora europaea CBS 101466, 549 nucleotides long. RefSeq lists its product as uncharacterized. Bases 1 to 549 code for a protein of 182 amino acids. Gene Ontology annotation, molecular function: mitochondrion autophagosome adaptor activity. Gene Ontology annotation, biological process: mitophagy. The transcript has a single exon. The record is from RefSeq and is a predicted model, not a curated record. Lineage: Eukaryota; Fungi; Ascomycota; Eurotiomycetes; Chaetothyriales; Cyphellophoraceae.
AUGGCUUCGAAUCCAGCCGCCGAGCUUGCUUCCACCAUUCAAGCCGCCCACAUCGUACGCAAUCCGUCGCCAACGCAUGAUGUAAAUCCCUCCACUGCCGCCUCAGACCUGGUCCCGGCCGACGUCCACUCUCCCGAUCUAUCAGACGCCGAAGACGAUGCCUCCACUAUUCCAAGCGACAUUGUCCGCCCUACGCCGCGCUCACGCCAGAAGGCUUUCCCGCCUCUCCCUGACAUGCGCUUCGAGCAGUCCUACCUCGCGUCCAUAGAAAACGCCGAGACCAAAACACAAGUAGCCAUCAUUACGAUACGCGAUCAAAUAUUGCUGCCACUGCUCCAAGGCACAUUGUGGAACUUUGUGCUCUUUGGAUGGCGACAUUGGAACCGGGGUGCAAAGUUCCAGGGCGAGAGCAUUGGCGCGAAGGUACGGAAGUGGUGGUGGGGUGUGAAUAAUUGGAAGGUGCCGAAGCUGAAGAAUGGGAAAGCCGAGUUCGCCAAAGGCGCAGAGGACUUUUACGUCGACCGCUUUGGUACCUCCCUUGGCGACUGA